Phaethon lepturus (White-tailed tropicbird) is the source of this 872-nucleotide messenger RNA. RefSeq names its product peptidyl-prolyl cis-trans isomerase C-like. The transcript has 5 exons. Gene Ontology annotation, biological process: protein folding; protein peptidyl-prolyl isomerization. Lineage: Eukaryota; Metazoa; Chordata; Aves; Phaethontiformes; Phaethontidae. Gene Ontology annotation, cellular component: intracellular membrane-bounded organelle. The record is from RefSeq and is a predicted model, not a curated record. The coding region runs from base 1 to 612 and encodes 203 amino acids. Gene Ontology annotation, molecular function: peptidyl-prolyl cis-trans isomerase activity.
AUGCCGCAUGGUAGUGGGGUGGCGUUGCGCCUGGUUAUCGCAACACGCCAGCAUCUCUGUCUCUCCAGAAGGUUUGGGCUGGUGCAGGAGGUGUUCUUUGACGUGAAGAUUGGAGACAAAGAUGUUGGCAGAAUUGUAAUUGGAUUGUUUGGAAAAGUGGUCCCGAAGACUGUGGAGAACUUCAUUGCGUUGGCAACUGGAGAAAGAGGAUAUGGAUACAAAGGAAGUAAAUUUCAUCGUGUGAUCAAAGACUUCAUGAUUCAAGGAGGAGACUUUACAGCUGGAGAUGGAUCAGGAGGAAGAAGUAUCUAUGGACAAAGGUUUCCAGAUGAGAACUUCAAGCUCAAACACUAUGGAAUUGGAUGGGUUAGCAUGGCUAAUUCUGGCCCAGACACCAACGGAUCCCAGUUCUUCAUCAGUGUGACAAAGCCUUCUUGGUUAGAUGGAAAACAUGUAGUAUUUGGCAAAGUCCUUGAUGGAAUGUCUGUGGUGCACUCGAUAGAACUCCAGCAGACAGAUGAACAUGACCGGCCCCUUCAAGACUGCGUGAUUGUGAACAGUGGCAAAAUAGCUGUAAAAGAACCAUUUGUAGUUGAAGUAGGUGACUGGUGAGACUGACGGUCAGAAUGCAAAGUAAAACUUGAUCACUUUUCUUUAAGGCCUGUUUUUGACUGAUCUUAACUGUCCAUUGAGUUUUCCUCUCAAAACAUAUGAGGCUAUAUUUAGACAAUCACUUGCCAAAUACAUAAAAGAUAUGACCAUUUCCAUAAAACUUGAUGGAGCUGUCGCUCCUUGAAAUUCAAGACAUAGCCCACUAAAUCCUAGAUCUUGCAGAAAAAAAUCUUUCAUUAAAACUUUCAGAAGUACUUCUA